Anthonomus grandis grandis is the source of this 3522-nucleotide messenger RNA. It is a transcript of the gene Phlpp, whose product is annotated as protein phosphatase PHLPP-like protein. The record is from RefSeq and is a predicted model, not a curated record. Lineage: Eukaryota; Metazoa; Arthropoda; Insecta; Coleoptera; Curculionidae. Gene Ontology annotation, molecular function: receptor serine/threonine kinase binding. The transcript has 16 exons. The coding region runs from base 40 to 3339 and encodes 1099 amino acids.
AAUGGCUUAAAAGUAUAGACGGUAUUUUUAUGAAAUAAAAUGUUGACUACUUGUGUACCUCCGAAAAAACCCUUAAGACUAUACGAAUCCCAAGCAUAUAAUAUCCGUGAAUGUGAUAGUAUUGAGGUGGAUUCUUUAGACGGAGAUUUAAAACAGGAGGCGUCAGUUAAAGAUACAACAUGGACUCAGCUUAAUUUGAAUAGCCUGUACAAGAGCAAUAAGGAAUAUUACGUGGAUGAAAUAGUGUUCCCUAGUGAAUCUUUACAAUCUCUAUCAGACUUAAAAGUGUUGAGUUUGAGGCAUAAUGACAUUCAGAAUUUUCCGCAAAGUGUCUUAGAGUUGACUACUCUAGUGAGUUUGGAUAUUUCGGAUAACUGUUUGUUGACUUUGCCGCCGGAGAUUGAGCAAUUAGACAAUUUGAAAGAGCUGAUUCUCGACCAAAAUCUCCUGAGCAUUUUACCGGUGACCCUAUGGAACCUGAAGCACUUGGAGAUCUUAACGGUGGCUUCGAAUCGUUUGACGGUACCUCCGGACAAGCCCGCAGAACCGCCGGAGAUGAAAGCAUUGAUUUUAGCGGAGUCUGAGCUUAAUCCGGAGAAUCGCAGGAACGCAUAUAAUAAGCAUUCAAAUGGUCUCACCACUUUAAAUUUAAGAAACAAUAGACUGAAAGGACAUAUUAUCUUAGGAAAUUAUACUAAUUUAACCCAUUUAGACGUAAGCGAAAAUAGCAUAGAAAUUCUAGACCUGGGAGCUGUGGAGCAACUUCAAGUGCUUCGUUGCUCCAGAAACUCAUUGGCCCAACUGACCUUAUACGGCAAAAACCUUGUCUCAGUCAUUGCUGGCAAUAAUAAAUUAAAAACCUUCGCGACCACUCAUCCACCAAUCAAAUUGACUCAUUUUGACGUAUGCUAUAAUGAUCUCCAAACGCUCCCCGAUUGGUUAUCCGGGUGCAGUGACUUGCGUGCAUUGUUCGCUAGUAAUAACUCGCUUACAACCUUGCCAGAUCACCUAUUUUGCAAUGAAAUGCCUUAUUUACAAACGGUGCAGCUUGCCUACAAUCAGCUGCAAUAUUUGCCGAUGAUACAACGUAGAUUACCUAUUGAGGAGCUCUUUUUACAAAAUAACAGCUUGGCUGAGUUACCAGAUGAUUUUUUUAAAUUCGUUGGGGGUGUAAAAGUGUUAAAUGUGUCCAAUAAUAGGCUAGUGGAUUUGCCUUGUCCGGAUAGUAAGUUGGUUUUAGAAAAGCUGUUUUUGACUGCCAACUGUUUGGUUGAUAGGAGUGUAGAGAAAAUUGCACCUUACUUAAGGCACAUUAAAGUUUUACAUAUGGCUUAUAAUAAUCUAACAUCUCUGCCGGAUCGUAGUGCCCUCUACUGGCCAGAUUUAGAAGAACUAGUUUUGUCUGGAAAUAAACUCUCUCACCUGCCAGAGAACAUCUAUCAAAUUAAACAUUUAUCAAUAUUAAGGGUCCAUUCUAAUUUACUACAAAGCAUUCCGAAGCUUUCCGGUUUAAUGAAGCUAAGAGUGCUGGAUCUGGCGCAUAAUCAGUUGGAUCGGAUCGACUUGGGCGCAUUAAUACCUCCCAAUUUAAAGUUUUUGGAUCUGAGCUGCAAUACUAAGCUACAUGUUGAUGGGCAACAGUUUAAUAAUUACAGAACUCAAAGGCCAAUGUCUUUGGUAGACGUUAGCGGAAAAAAUCGCACUUCUUUACCAUUGUCACCUGCACCAUAUUGUGAAGCCGAUUUGACUGAUUCCAGUUGGACUGUUGGAUUUUCCGAAACUUCUGGAGCCAAAUCUAAAUUACACGUCACCCAGAUAAGGCUGCCAGCAUUUUGUAAUACCGAGGCUCUAUUUGGAAUAUUUGAUGGUGAAAAUAAUGGAAAUAGUUUAACGGGGGUAGACAAGGUGUUGCCACGUUUGCUUUUGGAAGAAAGAACUGUCAAAGAGACCGCUCACGAGUACAUGAAAUAUACCAUGUUGUCCACUUAUAGGCAUUUGAAGUCUAAAGGAUUAAGACAUGGUAUUAAUGGGUUACUAAUCCACAUCUUGAAGCCCAAGCCAACAAGCAGCAACGACUUUAACUUCUCUGAAAAUCUAAAAAAGUAUAUAAUGCGUAUCGCUACCAUUGGUGACAUGAAGGUUGUCUUAGGCAAGUGUGGUGGUGAAAUACGGCUUUUACCAACUAAAGCCAGGAGGCAUAUACGUACUAAUCCUGCUUUACAAGUGACAAUUCCGGAUCCCGAGGUGGCCGAAAUCAACUUGGAAGAGCAGGACGAGUAUAUGAUUCUGGCAAAUAAGAAUCUCUGGGAUGUAAUGACUCCCGAAAACGCCAUCAAGGAGGUCACACUUCAGAGAAACGUAAUUUUGGCUGCUAAAAGGUUGCAGGAUUUGGCUCAAAGCUAUGGUGCAGAAGAGAACUUAAGUAUAAUAGUAGUAAAAUUCAACCUUUUGAGUUCAGACGUAGAUUUGCUUAUGCGCGAACUAAGGCAAACCAUUCGAAAAAAUAAGUAUCAUAGUGGAAGCGCCAACUCGAUUUGCCAGCCCGGAUGUUGCUGUGAUGCGUUAAAUGCAGAUUGCAUAGAGAGGAUACCAAUGCCGCCUCCUAUGAUGAUGGGAGACGAUAGAUCCUCACCAAGUGGUCAAAGCGAGCACGCUUGUAGCGACUGUAAUUCCGCUUCAAAAAUGUUUAUUAGUCAGUUGGCAAAACAGUCAGAAAACAGGCUAUUUAGAAGCGUGACUCCAUCUUUAUUUGAAGCUGUAGAGGUAAAAAUUAAUCCAGAAAGAAGAAGUUACAGAGGGGUGGCGAAAGCUCUAAAACAACGCAAAGAAGACGAAAAAAAUAAAGAAGUCGACUCAGACUCGGCGCUUUCUGAAGAACAAUUCAAAUGUUGGGAAUACAUGUUGGAACAGAACACCCAACUCUUGUUUGAUAAGGAACUGAAUACUCUUAACCGGGGUUCAAAAAACCAACAUUUCCGAGUAAAAACUCCCAGUUUAAGUAGGAGCAGCCCCCAUUUAGCCUCUUCUGACAGCAAUAAUAACAGUAAUUCACCCAUAGCAGGUCAAUUUCUAUCAAAACAGUUCGGCAGCUCACGUUCGUUUAACGCCACACCCAUCCCUCACUACCUUUCGAAGGGUUCUCGUCUAGGAUUAGACGCACAUCGCAAGCAUGCCGCAUUGAUUGGUGGACCUAAUGCAGCAUAUUUUGGUAGCUUACAACGACUAAUGCCGUAUAAUUUGGAAUAUGAUUUCGCAUUGAUGCACGAGAGGGGACUGGUGGACUCUAUAGACUUGGACCGGAUGCAACAGUAUUGGGGCGUGGCAACCACUGAGUUGUAGUUAAGAACGAUUGUAAAGUGUAAAGGAUGUACCAAGGUUUUUAGAUUUUUAUUUAGUGUUUUUUUUUAACCAUUUGUGCAUUGUUGAUUGAUUGGUUUUCUAUUUUUUCUUUGUAAUACAACCUUAUUUAUGUAAUUUAGUAUUUUGUAAAAUUUUCGUCGAUAUGUUAAAUAAUUAAAUCAU